Lottia gigantea (owl limpet) is the source of this 216-nucleotide messenger RNA. RefSeq lists its product as hypothetical. The record is from RefSeq and is a predicted model, not a curated record. NCBI's taxonomy places the organism in Eukaryota, Metazoa, Mollusca, Gastropoda, Lottiidae. The transcript has a single exon. Gene Ontology annotation, molecular function: metal ion binding. The annotation marks the transcript as partial.
AUGGCCAAGGCUUCAGUGAGUAACACACCAGAAUGUUCUAUUUGUUGUGAAGGUUUUAAAACACCUAAAUUUAUAACAUGCGGUCAUACUUUCUGUCUAGGCUGCGUAGAGACAUAUAUUGGUGAUAAAACAGAAACAUUCCCCUGUCCGAUCUGUCAGCAGGAUGUUAAGAUUCCAGAAGGUGGUGCUAAGAUGUUUACAACAAAUUUUAGUUUA